AUGGCAAAUAAGAACGAUAAUAAAGACAUUUAUUAUGAAAGAUUAGCAAGACAAAAGCAAUAUUUUUCACAAAAUUUUGGCUGUUCAACGUCACCAAGCUUUUAUUAUAUUCAUUUUCAUGAUGGACAUUCACAUUGGAUGAAAUAUCAAUGGGGUUGGAAUUUAAGUUAUUUGAAUUUAGAUGAUGGAGAUCCAACACCAUGUGGUAAAUGUGUUUUUGGUUUUACGGCUCUUUGCGAAAGAUGCUAUAGGGAAAACAGAGAUAAAAUACAAGUCUUAUGUCAACAAUUCGAUAAAGAAAUAAAAGAAAAUCAUCAAGAAACAAUUCAAGAUAUUAUUCAAGAUGGAAGAAAAAUAAAAAUUACGUAUUUCAAAUAG
Molecule: messenger RNA, 378 nt
Organism: Rotaria sp. Silwood1
Lineage: Eukaryota; Metazoa; Rotifera; Eurotatoria; Philodinida; Philodinidae
Source: the annotation of a GenBank genome assembly